Messenger RNA from Drosophila busckii, 481 nucleotides. RefSeq names its product DNA-directed RNA polymerase II subunit RPB11 (gene Rpb11). The coding region runs from base 72 to 425 and encodes 117 amino acids. Gene Ontology annotation, cellular component: RNA polymerase II, core complex. The record is from RefSeq and is a predicted model, not a curated record. Gene Ontology annotation, biological process: transcription by RNA polymerase II. Gene Ontology annotation, molecular function: DNA binding; protein dimerization activity. NCBI's taxonomy places the organism in Eukaryota, Metazoa, Arthropoda, Insecta, Diptera, Drosophilidae. The transcript has 4 exons.
UCUAAUAACAGCAAACUUUACUAUUUUAUUUACUAAACAAUUGCACGUUUUGUUGUGAUAAAUAAAACAAAAUGAAUGCACCACCGACAUUCGAGUCAUUCUUGUUGUAUGAAGGCGAGAAAAAAAUCAUCAAAGAAUUGGACACAAAAGUAACAAAUGCGGCAAUAUUUACCAUAAACAAAGAAGAUCACACAUUGGGCAACAUGAUUCGCAACCAACUGUUGAAGGAUCCCAAUGUGCUGUUUGCCGGCUACAAAGUGCCGCAUCCAUUGGAGCACAAGUUCGUCAUACGCAUACAAACAACGGCCGACUACUCGCCACAAGAGGCGUUCAUGAACGCCAUUACAGAUCUUUUGGCCGAGCUGUCGCUCUUCGAAGAGCGUUUUAAGGAUGCCAUUAAGGAAAAGAAGGAGGGUGGUGAUUAGUUUUAAAUAUGCUUUUAAUUUAAUAUGGAGUAUAUACGACAAAGAAAUAUUUUCAC